AUGAUUGGAUUGCAACGCGCCCCGACUCCUCGUCCCCCGUCCGCCGCAAACCACCGUCAUAUCCACCGCGGCCCAUCCAUGGAGCUGCCCAAGUCAAGUAGUCGCCUGUCGAAAAACCCGCCUCUGCCAUCGGGCGCUGCGACGCGGACGACGGAUCCUCGCUACAGCCACCACGACAUCGCCAGUCCGCGCAACCCGAGCUCUUCCUCCACCUCGCUCAAGAGAGCUCCGUCCGCCCCAAUCUUUCCACGCACUCACGGCCCUCGACUCGCGCGCCAAAGUCCUUCGCCCUCGUCUAAUCCCUUCACUGAACGUCCUCUCGUCCCGCCGCUCGCGGAGAAGCUUUGCCUCUCAUCUCCCGCUGCUCGGGGUGUGCCGACGGAUGGCCCAAGUCCCUCUUCGUCCCAUCGCGAGUUUACUAAGCAACCACCGCGCUAUCGUCAUUCGAUCCGCCAUCGUCUGGCGCCCGCCGUUCCCUCGGCCAUUCCAAAGGCUCCUCACGCGGCGCCCACAACUACCACACUCUCCCGCUCCACUUCGGACUCGCGAUUGUCGAGUCGCCACCACCAACAGUACCAGCUCUAUCACCGUCAGCCGCCGCCACCGCCCGCACAAGCUGCCCUCAGUUACCCACUACCAUCUACACGCGAGAGAAUGAAUGAGAAAGCCCCGGCCCGCGUCCAAGAGAGUUACAUUACCACCCCCAAGCGAUUUUCUGACGAGGCCAAGGAGACGAAUAAACUCGCCAUGCUACGAAAGAAGACAGGCUUUUCCGGCUUCAUCUCCACAACCUUCGGCGUCGGCUCGACCCGCUCCGUCAAGAUAUCCUCCCCUGAAAACCCCGUUCACGUCACCCAUGUUGGCUAUGACAACCAGACCGGUCGCUUCACCGGACUUCCUAAGGAAUGGCAACGCCUAAUCACUGACAGCGGCAUAACCAAACGCGAGCAAGAUGAGAAUCCUCAGGUCAUGGCAGCCAUUGUUGGCUUCUACAAAGAGAGCACGGAAAAGGGUGGUGAAGAAGUAUGGGAUAAGUUUGAACAUACAAAAUCUCCCGACCUGCGCAUCUCACCUCAAACCUCAACUGGCUCAAGUCCGCCCACCACUGCCGCCACCACCAACUCAUCUCCUCUCACCAGUCCUCGCUUUCCCUCUAACCAUGAGACUAGUUUUGAGAAUCCCCGAUCGCCCCCUCCAGUGCCUCGCUCACACGCGCCGUCCGCCGUUAGCCGUGUCUCGUCACCUACCGAUGUCAACGGUCUUUUGCCUACUCGGCCUGCUCCGAAGCCUCCCAUGGCUACAUCCAUCACAUCUAAAGCCAUCCCUUCACCCCUCGUGACCAAAGAUUCGGGCAUCGACAUGCCGCGUCACUCUGAUGACCUACCUGCCCUUACCUACGUGCCUCCGCACCAAUUCGACCCUAAUACAAUUCCUAUUCCUGAUUCGACCGUGCUACAGGCCGCAGUAUCAACCAAAACGGGCGCUCCCGCCGCUAUCUCCACGCCCAUCACCCACGUGGCUGGCCCACAGACCUCUUACCAACGCCAGCUCGCUCAGCAACAAGAGAAACAAGCAUACCAGGCCUCGCUGGCACGCGCUCCCAGUCAUCGAAAGCAGCCACCUGUCGUUCUCCCCCCGCCCCUGUCGAGAACCGAGGUACCGGGAAUUCCGCACCCCAUUCAGCCUGUCCGGGCUGUGCCUGGACCCCGGCCCCGUCAGCGGGCUGGACGCCAAAGCCAGGGUAUCGAUAUCGUCGCCCGUCUCAAGCAAAUCUGUUCUGAAGGCGACCCACGUGAAAUUUACCAGGAUCUCAACAAGAUUGGCCAGGGUGCCUCGGGUGGUGUAUACACAGGCUACGAGCGCGGUACAAAUCGCCUCGUCGCCGUUAAGCAGAUGAACCUCGAACAGCAACCCAAAAAAGAUUUGAUCAUUAACGAGAUCAUUGUUAUGAAGGAAAGCUCUCACCCUAAUAUUGUCAACUUCAUCGAUAGCUUUUUAAUGCUCGGAGAGCUCUGGGUCAUCAUGGAGUUUAUGGAAGGGGGCAGUCUGACUGAUGUAGUAACCUUCAAUAUCAUGUCGGAAGCGCAAAUCGCCGCCGUGUGUCGCGAAACCCUAAAGGGCCUGCAGCACCUUCAUUCAAAGGGUGUGAUCCAUCGCGAUAUAAAGUCUGACAAUAUUCUCCUUUCCAUGGAAGGGAGCAUAAAACUAGCGGACUUCGGCUUUUGUGCUCAGAUUAAUGAUGCCCAUAAUAAACGGACGACGAUGGUCGGGACGCCCUACUGGAUGGCACCUGAAGUCGUGACGCGCAAAGAGUAUGGACGUAAAGUCGAUAUCUGGUCACUCGGUAUUAUGGCCAUCGAAAUGAUUGAAGGCGAGCCUCCAUACUUAACAGAAUCUCCCCUUCGUGCUCUUUUCCUCAUUGCUACCAACGGGACCCCUUCGAUAAAGCAACAAGAUGAGUUGAGCCCAACCUUCAAGGAUUUCCUCUUCUUUGCUCUCAAAGUCGACCCGGACAAACGAGCUAGUGCUCAUGACCUUCUACGCCACGAUUUCAUUAAACAAUCCGCCGAGCUAAUCACACUCGCGCCACUCGUCUGUGCGGCGCGCGUCGCUCGCGCCAACGAAAGAGCUCAGAAGCAAGCUUUGUAA
Molecule: messenger RNA, 2649 nt
Organism: Blumeria graminis f. sp. triticale
Lineage: Eukaryota; Fungi; Ascomycota; Leotiomycetes; Helotiales; Erysiphaceae
Source: the annotation of a GenBank genome assembly